Trichoderma asperellum CBS 433.97 is the source of this 1088-nucleotide messenger RNA. RefSeq lists its product as uncharacterized. Lineage: Eukaryota; Fungi; Ascomycota; Sordariomycetes; Hypocreales; Hypocreaceae. The record is from RefSeq and is a predicted model, not a curated record.
AUGCCUAUGAUAUUUUCAGAACACAUGGAACAGUACGAUCUCGAAAUCGUGUUUCCUCAGCCUGGACCCUUUACUACGAUGCACAGCGCAGACGUUGAUGUCGUCGCCAUCCACGGCCUCAAUAUUGAGGCCCGCUAUCUUGUUCAUAGAGACACUUGGUCCUACAAGGGCAAGGUUUGGCCCAGAGAUAUCCUCCCUAGCUGCUUUGGCAAACAUUGUCGAGUCAUGCUCUUCUCCUACAACGACGGUCUCUCUGUUAAUGACGAAGACACGCAAUUCACAAAGCAUGCCGACCGCCUUCUCCGCCUUCUCAUGGAGAAGAGAAAGGAAGACCCAACAAGACCACUUGUUUUCAUCUGCCACGAUGUAGGUGGACUUAUUGUCAAGGAGGCGCUUGCCAAGGCUCACUUGGAUAAGUCGGGCACCAUCAUCUCCAUCGAUCAGUUUACUCGACUACUGGUCUUCUUCAACACCCCCCAUCAUAACGUUGCCAAGUCUGUGCGCACUAUUGCCAGUGCUGCUGUGCGUCCCACUCCCCCCGAGGUCUUGGAUAUGCUCGAUAAGGCCUGCAACGAGCACGUUGAGCGUCUCGCGCCUCUUGAGCAACGAGGACGCCUUUACCGCAGACGACUAGUCAUCAAUUUCCAUGCAUGCAACUGGUACCGCGGAAAACACCUUCUUGUCGAAAAGGAAGAUACCAUGUGUAAUGUUAGGCAUGAGUACUGGGAGAAGCAUUUUACCGUUUACGGUGAUCACAUCUCCAUGUGCAAGUUCCCAUCAAGCGACGAUGUCACUUGCGAGACUGUGUUGAAGACGAUUGGCCUCAACACAUAUCUUGCCAUGCAAAUGGUUUGCUAGACGCGGCACAUUUGCAAGAGUACAGCCUCUUUUUGCGGCCCUUUGACCAUCGUCUCCCCUCUCGUCACCGGCCGAUUCUGCAAUACUGUUCAUUGCCUAUUAAGUAGGUGUCUGGAGAAAGUUUUCAAUAAUGGGUGUGGGAAGCAGCUAGUUUAGAUUGGUAUCGAACCUAGCCUUGGUUUUAAGGAAUUCGUAAGUGUUUGGAUUUGGUGGAAAGCAAUAAAGAAAUU